AUGUCGGACUACGAGGAGGAGGACGAGAAGUGGGUGCAGUGGUUCUGUAGCCUGUCGGGCAACGAAGCCUUCUGCGAGGUGGCGCAGAGUUACAUCGAAGACUCGUUCAACCUCUACGGCCUGCGCGCCAUGGUGCCCAACUACCAGGACGCGCUCAACAUCAUCCUGGACAUGACCGACAUUCCAUAUGACGACGACGUGCCGGCGUACGCGGCCGAGCUCUACGGACUCAUCCACGCCAGAUAUAUCAUCACGGCUCAUGGGCUGGAUGCCAUGAUGAAGAAGUACCGUGAAGGAGACUUCGGCGUCUGCCCCAGGGCGCUGUGCGACGGCCAACCGGUUGUUCCGGCGGGACUUCAUGACGAGUGGAAAAAGUCGGAGAUGAAGGUGUACUGCCCCAAGUGCCGAGACCUGUACACCCCUGCCAGCGAGUACCAGACCCCCGCAAUUGACGGCGCGUACUUUGGUACGACGUUCCCGCACCUGUUUUUCCUGACCUACAGAGAGCUGGAGCCGGCUCCGUCGACGCUGCUGUACGUGCCCCGGGUGUUCGGCUACAAGAUCCACAAUAAAUCUGAGAACCGUCGACGCCUAGCAAUCCUCGCAAAAGAGGACGAGGAUGAAGAGAAGACCCAACAGCAGCGACGGACUCUGACAGGAGCCAGACGGAAGGGCGAGGCCGACUCGACUGCUGAUGUGACGUCGUCGCGCGUGAAGAAGCGGACAAAGCAAGAGGUUUGA
Molecule: messenger RNA, 741 nt
Organism: Phytophthora sojae
Lineage: Eukaryota; Oomycota; Peronosporomycetes; Peronosporales; Peronosporaceae
Exons: 6
Coding region: 1-741 (246 amino acids)
Cellular component (GO): protein kinase CK2 complex; cytoplasm
Molecular function (GO): protein kinase regulator activity
Source: RefSeq, a predicted model, not a curated record